GUUCUCUCCAGCGCUCCUUUGGAUGAGACCCCCCUCUUCUUUUGAGGGGGGCAUACGUGGUCGUCUUCGGUUAGGGGCUGCCCUGCUGACAGCCGCAGGUGUUAGAAGAUGGCCAACCCCGCAGGGCUGUACUGGGAGAUCACCUGGUUCACGGUUGCGAUCAUCUGUACCCGUCUCCAGACCACAGCAGAGCAAUCCCAAGGUGCCUACUUCUUGCCUGAGUUUGCACUUUCUCCGCAAGGAAGUUUCUUGGAAGACACCACAGGAGAACAGUUUCUGACCUACCGCUACGACGACCAGACCUCAAGAAUUACCCAGUCUGAGGAAGAUAAAGAAGGUGGCUGGGAUGCCUGGGGCGCCUGGAGCGUGAAAGUUGAUUAUUACCACACAGGACUGUUGCAGUGCCCCAGAGGCCAAGCUGAAUCCAUUGCAUUCAAACCUUGUCUUUUUUCCAGGAACUGUGAAGGCAGGAACAUCCGAUAUAAAAGCUGCAGCACUAACGAUUGUCCUUCAGAAGCUGGAGACUUUCGAGCUCAGCAAUGUUCAGCCUAUAACGACGUCAAGUACCAAGGACAUUUCUAUGAAUGGGUUCCUGUUUAUGGUGAUUCCGGCUCGCCGUGUGCAUUGAAAUGCCAAGCCUUAGGAAAGCCCUUGACGGUGGAGCUGGCCCCCAAAGUCCUGGAUGGCACUCGCUGUAACGCCAAAUCAUUGGACAUGUGCAUCAGUGGUGUAUGUCAGGCCGUCGGCUGUGAUCGGCAGCUCGGGAGUCAGGCCAAAGAGGACAAUUGCGGUGUCUGUGCUGGAGAUGGUUCGACUUGCAGGCUCGUGAGGGGGCAAGUGAAGGUGCAUCUGUCAACAGAAAAAAGGGAGGAAACUGUGAUCGCGGUACCAUAUGGGAGUCGCAGCGCAAGAAUUACCAUGAAGGGACCAGCACACCUUGUGAUUGAAUCAAAGACAUUGCAAGGAGACAGCGGAGAACACAGCUUCGAGGCCCCAGGGACGUUUGUUGUUGAAAACACAACUGUUGAAUUUCAGAAGAGUUCGGACAGAGAAAUUGUAAAAAUCCAAGGUCCCCUCGGAGCUGAUUUCAUUAUCAAAGCCAGGUUCGCUGCCCCAAAAGACAGUGUGGUUCAGUUCUUCUUCUAUCAACCCAUCAGUCACCAGUGGAGACAGACGGACUUCUUCCCUUGCACCGUGACGUGCGGAGGAGGCUAUCAGCUCAACUCUGCCGAGUGUGUGGAUGUCCGUUCCAAGCGUGUUGUUCCGGAUCAGUACUGCCAUUACUACCCUGAAAAUAAGAAACCAAAACCCAAGCUAAAGGAGUGUAACAUGGAUCCCUGCCCAUCGAGCGAUGGAUUUAAAGAAAUCAUGCCAUACGAUCACUUCCAGCCACUCCCCCGCUGGGAACACAACCCUUGGACUGCGUGUUCAGUUUCUUGUGGAGGUGGAAUUCAGAGGCGAAGUUUUGUGUGUGUGGAAGAGACCAUGCAUGGAGAGAUACUGCAAGUGGAAGAGUGGAAAUGCAUGUACGCCCCCAAGCCCAAAGUCAUGCAGGCUUGCAACUUGUACGAUUGCCCAAAAUGGGUAGCUUUGGAAUGGUCUCAGUGCACUGUGACCUGUGGCCACGGUUUGCGUUACCGAGUGGUGCUGUGUAUCGACCAUCAUGGGCAGCACACGGGAGGUUGCAAUCCUCAACUCAAACUGCACAUCAAGGAAGAGUGCAUUGUGUCUGUCCCUUGUUACAAGCCCAGAGAGAAAAACCCUGUUGAAGCAAAGGUCCCCUGGUCUAAGCAAGCACAUGAAAUGGAGGAGUCGAGGACCCUCUCAGAAGAACCCACGUUUGUCCCUGAGCCGUGGUCCCCUUGCAGUGCUUCUUGUGGUCCCGGUGUUCAGGUACGUGAAGUGAAGUGCCGUAUUUAUCUCGCAUUUACUCAGACUGAGGUGGAGCUGCCUGAUGAAGAGUGUGAGGAGCCCAAACCACCGACUGAGCGCAGCUGCCAUCUGGAGUUAUGCGACGGGGACCCUGCACCUCCCAGCCUGGGAUUUUCACACUCUGAAGAAGCCGACGUCGUCGGUGACUGGGAGUAUGUUGGUUUCACUCCGUGUUCAGCUACUUGCGAUGGAGGAACUCAAGAAGCCAUUGCCAUGUGCAUACACGAGCAAACAAAGCAAGCGGUAAAUGACUCCCUGUGUGACCCAUCCAAGAAGCCCCCUGCAAUGACUCGCAUUUGCAAUACCAGAGUCUGCCCCCCAAGGUGGCAGGUGGGCCCCUGGACACGGUGCUCGGCCACUUGUGGGGUGGGCAUACAGACGAGGAAUGUUCGGUGCCAGCCACCCAGAGGAGCUGCUGCGGGGCCUGAAAACUGCAAAGAUGGGAAGCCACAUGAUUUGCAAGCUUGCAACCAGGUUGAUUGCCCCCCUGUUUGGCACGUUGAGGACUGGCAACAGUGUUCCCACACGUGCGGCAGAGGCGCCCAGUCCCGCAAAGUGAGUUGCAGGCAGCUUUUGAUGGAUGGAAGCUCUCUAGAACUCCCCGGUGACAGAUGCCGUGAGCCCAGGUUGCCUGUUCACAAACCGUGUGCAAAAACUGACUGCCCUCCACAACUGGUAGUGGGAGAAUGGUCACGGUGUUCCGUCAGCUGUGGUGUCGGCCGUCAGCAAAGGAAAGCCACCUGCCGACAGCUCACUGCCAAAGGCCAACAGGUUGCAUUAAAUGGAUCAAUGUGUAGUGGUCUCCCAGUACCCUUGCUUGUAAGGCCUUGCCACAUGACCCCUUGUGACAGAAUGAGUCAAGAGAUAAAACCCAAGUUUUUGGGGAAAUAUGCUUUGCGUGGGCCACAGAUUCUCAGCAUCCACAGAGUCUACAUACAGACCAGGCAAGAGAAGCGUGUGAACUUCACAAUUGGGAGCCGGGCUUACCUACUUCCAAAGACAUCCGUGGUCAUUAAGUGCCCUGUGCGGAGGUUCCAGAAGUCACUUAUCCAGUGGGAGAAAGAUGGGCAGCGCCUCCAGCUCUCCAAGCGGCUUGGCGUUACCAAGUCAGGAUCGCUCAAGAUACACAGCUUGGAGGCUUUGGAUAUUGGAGUUUACAAAUGCAUUGCAGGCUUGGCCCAAGAGACGUUUGUUCUCAAGCUAAUUGGCACGGACAACAGGCUGAUAGAACCACCUUCAUUUAGGAAACACCUGGGGGAGAACAGUGGCUCAGAACACAACGAAGCCAACGGCUUUGGAGCCAAGUGGCAUAAGAUGAGCCAGAUGUGGCAGCUGUGGAACCAGAAGAGCGAACAGUACCUGGGUGACAGGCAGGUGAAUGACCAGCCACUCCUACGCCAUCUUGAGACUCGGACGAGAAAUUUGGGAGAAGGAUUCGGUUCUCAUGAAUUUAGAAACAAGCGCCUGGAGGCCGGGCUGCUCCCUGGUGCUUUCAGCAUGGAUACAGUCCAUUUUGAGGAGCUGAUAAAGAAUUUGAGUCACCUGGUCGAGGCUGGAGAAGUCAACGAUGACUUGGCUUCCCAGCUCAUUUAUCAACUGAUGGCUGAAUUAUCCAAGCCACCACCUGCUGCUUCUGACAGGUUGAAGGAGACGCAAGAUGAAAAGCUACCUGUGAAGAAACCUGCCAAAUUGCCAAGUUUAUCAGAUAAUCUCAGCACCAAACCCCAGGAUGGUGUGAUGAGAAGCCAAAAGGCCCCAGUUAUUGUAAGGCAAAAAGAAGUGUCUGAGGUUUAUUCAAACAAAAUAGUGACGGUACGCAUUGGGAGUACAGUUAUCUUGACGAGGGACGCUCGUAUAAUAAAUCUGCUUUGUGAAACUUUCAGAGCUGGUGACUUUCAGUAUAACUGGACCAAAGAUGGAGUGGAGUUGAAGUCCUUUGACAUAGUGGUUUUGGCAGCCAGUGACAAGAUCCAAAUUUUGAAUCCCACCAAGAAGGAAAUGGGUGUGUAUCGUUGCAUGGUGGAAAAUGACUUCGGUUUUGAUGUGGAAACUUCAACAUUGUUAUAUGCAGAAGCUCCUACAAUAUUGUCUUCUGCACUGAACAUAACCCAUUUGGAGCUUUCAAAUGUCUCUGUGACUGUUGGUGGGACCAUCCUGGCCAGGAAAGGAGCCAACGUUCUUCUGGAAUGCCCAGUGAAAGGUGUUCCCCAACCAGAUGUUGCUUGGUUUAAGAAUGGGAGUUCCAUAAAAAGUCCUUUUUUUACAGUAGUGAAUGGGUCUUUACUCUUAAGGAACAUUUCAUCUGAGGAUUCUGGAACGUACACCUGCACAGCCACCAAUGCUGUGGGAAAAGCUGCAGCCAAAACUGCUCUUCGACUGGCUGGUGAAAGACUUCAAGAGCCUCCAAAAUCUGGCAGCAGCAGGAAAAGGCGUGUCAUGGCAUCUUGGACUGGCACAAAUGUUAGUGUGGUACCUGGUGAUCUUUUACAGAUAGGCUGUCCUGUACAUCCCAGUACGAAGAAUACCAUUUACUGGUCCUUUAAAAAUGAACCCGUUGGCAAAAUUCUAGGCUUCAGUCACGGAACUGUGGUUGAGGGACGUCUCCUAGAGGUGAACAUCAUCUCCGAUCGACUUGCCGGACAGUACAGAUGUUGGACUUCAUCGAGUGUCAAGCCAUUGUCUGUUUGGGUAAAUGUCCAGAAGGAAGCAGAACAUAGGUGGGAGCUGGGCGAGUGGAGUCCUUGUUCUUCGUCUUGUGGGAACUCAGGAACCCGGGUCCGAAGGCUGCUGUGUGUGGACCUGAAGGAGCAAAGGGUGAACAAGUCACUGUGUAAAGACAGUCAGAAACCAGCCUUGAAUUAUCAGUCUUGCAACAUCCGUGACUGUCCCGCCAGGUGGGCAACAAGUGCCUGGUCCAAAUGCUCUGGUUCAUGUGACCGUGGAUUUCACCAUCAGCAAAGAAUUUGCAAGCAAGUCAAGGCCAGUGGUGUUGUCAUGACGGUGCCUCCAAGUGCUUGUUCACACAGAGAGCGUCCGAUGGAAAGGAAACCAUGUGCUGGACAUUCGUGUCCACGAUGGAUAAUUCAUUCAUGGGGUCAGUGUGCUGGACGCUGCGUCGGCCAUGGUGUGGGCUCGCAGCACCGUCUUGUCCGGUGUCAACAUCAGAAUGGAUCGGCGGCUUCGUCCUCGUUCUGUGAUGAAGGAAAAAGACCACCAGUUAGAAGAAACUGCUCCACAGAGAAAUGUGAUGUGUUUUGGCGGACGGGUCCCUGGCGACCUUGCAGCGUGGACUGUGGAAGCGGGUUCCAGUCACGACGCGUUGACUGCAUCCACAGGAGAAGUAAGAGACCUGUAGCGGAUCAGUACUGUGCCUGGAGAAAGAGACCGCUGACCUGGCAGCACUGCAAUGUCACGUCCUGCGACAAAGGUGAGUGCAAGGAUACUACUCACUAUUGUACAUUUGUAAAGCACCUAAAACUGUGCUUGAUAGAAGUCUACAAACAGAGGUGCUGUCAAUCAUGCGGAGAAGGCUUUUCUUCUAUGGGAAGUUCGUGAUACUAUGAUGAAGAUAUCACAAGAAGAGAAUUCGGCUCUCAAUCUGGAGUGCUUUGGAUCGUAAAGACAGAGGAGUAGUCUAAAUUGACUAAAAAGAGAACAUAGGAAUAUUCCAGACUGGAUAUGUAUUUUUCAUCUGGUUUCUCCCUCGUUCUUGAAACUGAAGCGGAAAUGGAUGUUGAAAAAAGAAUGUCACUACACCUUAUCUAUGGAACAUUACAAUUUUAACAACAUUGGGAGGAAAACUCAUUGGCUGCGAAGCUCUCGCAAAAUACUCCGGAUCGUAUCGAGCCAGUCAUAUUUUAGUUUACACAACUUUUUACAGAAUUUUGGAAUGUAGUGACCAAUCUGCUUUGCUUGUUACCUUCCUGGUUUAGAUCCAUCUUUAGACAAUACUGAAAACAAGUAGAAAUUGACAACUGUGGUUUAAGAAGAUUUGCCAAUAGCAGCAUUUCCUUAAUGUCUGACAAAACGCAGUGUUAUUGCAGAUUACGUUUUGUGACGAUUAGUUGUCAGGUAGCGUCCUAAUUCAUUUUUGUUCCUUCACCUAAGUGCCUGCACAAAAGCCAGUGUGUGCACCUUUUUAAUCAAACCUGCCACUGCCUGUUUUUCAAUCAAUCACUGUUUUUCAAUCAAUGAGGUGACAUUUUAGGGAGAGGUACCCAUGGCGUCUGCUUCAAUCUCACUGGAAUCUGAUCAAAGCUGGGGCAUGAUUAGUCUAUUAUGAAUCUACAUGGGAGCUUAGCAUGAAGGUUUUAUGUUUUGAGAACUGUUCUCUUCUACUCAGUCAUAUGGGAAAUGAGAGCCGAUCUCUGGCCAAAUGCUUCUGUCAGGCUGGAUUGCCCUUGAAGAAACGGCCUAUACUUUCCCAGUCACUGGAAAGUUUGAAAAACAAAACAGAAAGAGUUGUUAUACAUUGAGAAAGACAUGUGUUAAGUAUCAGCUUCAACCGGGUUUCAUUUCUCUCGACUAGCAUGCAUUUAGAAUUAUUGCAUGCCAGUAAAUCCUCAGAAAGACAGACCUGAAGUAGCAGUUUUUUCCUCUUACAAAUUAUGUGUGUGAUUCCGGGGCGGGGGGGGAAGGGGGAAGGGGGAGGAAGGCAGUUGGGCUUUUGAGAAAUGAAAACCAUGCAAAAUAGGAAAUAAAUGUGCCAAGAUUUGGGAUAAUGGCAUGCUAUUCUGAAUGUUCCAUCUCCGAAAGUUAUGGAAAACUGCAACGAAAAUUUACCGGGGGUCGGAAGGAUUAUAAAGUAGCAAGAGGACCAGCCGGAAAAUUGUGGACAGUGAGAGAGACAUUUUUUGCUUGUAAUUCUAGAACUGGGGCAGGAUGGGGUAAUCCAGUGAUAAUGGCAGUCGGUUCAGGACAGAUUAAAAAAAAACACAGCACAACAUAUAAUUAACUUAUGGAGUUUACUGCCAGAUGAUACAAUGAUAGCAAUUGGCUUGGAUAGCUUUAAAAGGGGAUUAGGCAAAUUCAUGGAAGGCAAAGCCAUCAACUGCUGUAAGCUAUAAGCCAUGAUAGAUCAGUGGAAACUCCACAUCCAGAGGUAAUAUGCUCCCAAUUACCAGAUGCCAAAGACCGCGAGUAAGUUGCCUUAUUUAUGGGCUUUCCAAAGGCAUCUGGGAUGGUGAACUCUCCUGUUGCUGAGACAAUAGCCAAGGAAACUGAUUGUUUUCAUUUGCAAGCGUGAGCACUUGUGCAAAUGCCAGAAGAUACGUAGAGUCUGUUCAGCGGGACCUUAUAGUAAUUGUUCGGCAUCAAAGGUUUUGUUUUCUGUACUGUCUCUAUUAGAUCGAUACAUGGGGCAGUUCUGCCUCGCUGACUGUUAAUCUAGCGCUACUGGAAAACAAGCCUGUAUUGGGGUUAAUUGAGUCCUCCACUGAUGUGUACAGAAGAGAUAUAUUUAAUCGUGAUCUAAUCAAUGAUUAGACUUUUGAGGCAGUUUGCAGUUAUUGCAGUUCAGUGGUAAAACUUUUCUUGGACUGUACCACUUCAUUGACUAUUUUGGAGGGAAAACCAGUGGUGGGAUCCAAAAAUUUUAGUAACAGGUUCCCAUGGUGGUGGGAUUCAAACUGUGGCGUAGCGCCAA
Messenger RNA from Sphaerodactylus townsendi, 7576 nucleotides. RefSeq names its product ADAMTS like 3 (gene ADAMTSL3). Gene Ontology annotation, biological process: extracellular matrix organization. Lineage: Eukaryota; Metazoa; Chordata; Lepidosauria; Squamata; Sphaerodactylidae. The transcript is spliced from 32 exons. The record is from RefSeq and is a predicted model, not a curated record. Gene Ontology annotation, cellular component: extracellular matrix. The coding region runs from base 109 to 5487 and encodes 1792 amino acids. Gene Ontology annotation, molecular function: metalloendopeptidase activity.